AGAACACAGCCUAGAACACAGUAUAACGUUUUACAUAUUGUACAUCAAGACACAGAGGUUUAUGACAAAUCCCAAAGCACAGCUAAUGGAAAUGAUUAAUAACAACAAAUGCUGUCUUCACAUCAGCUCUCAAUAUAGAUCUGUCUGUGAUCAUUUAUGUCCAGACGUCAAGUCUAAAGGUCAAGCGUCUUGAGUAUGAAAAGCUACAUAUGGAGUGGAGAUAUAUUUAUCUAGAACACUUAGAACUGAAGAUGAAAUAUAUUUAUUCAGCUUAUCUCAACAGAGAAAAUGGAGGGCGAUUUGCAGCUCUUAGAGGAAGACCCUUCUUGUUCGGUGUGUGGGGAAGUGUUCAGUGCUCCAGUGGUCCUCUGUUGUGUUUCAUGUGGAUGCAGCUUCUGUGAAAUUUGCUGUCAGCUGUUUUGGGAGAUGCAAUGUCCCUUCUGUAGAAAAGAGGCCUCCGGAUCCCAUCUCAGAGAGUGCAGGGAGCAAAGAAUGAAGGUAUUAAACACAGCACAGCUCAAUGAUAACAAUGUAAGACAGUAUCAGAUUGCUCAAGCUCAUCCUGCUGAACAAAGCAAAAAAAUAAGUAAAUGUUAUCUUAUAAGUAUAUCUUUUCUUUUAUAAGUAUAAUCUAACUUAUCCUAAAGCAGUGCUUCUCAACUGAUUUGGCCAAGGGACCAUUGUUGUUACUUGACUUUUAGGCCUAUUCCACAUGUUGCAUACAUGUGCCGCUGCAUUUGUGCGUGCAUUUGAUCUACAAGCUAAAUAUAACAUCUGACAGGACAGGAUAGUUACUUUUUCUGAGGUGAGAGACUUUUUUAUUUAAAAAAAAGUUACAAAAAUAAUGACAGAAUAAUGACACUGGGAUUAAGCCCGACAACUUCUCAUCUGACCACAGAUACUGAAUCGGGACGGAACGUUUUUCUCAGGCAGUAUUUAUUUAAACUGAAAAAAAUAAAAAGCGUCAACAGCGUUCACGCACACCUUUCAAAACAAAAGUCUUUCAUCAGAAGAACAUUUAAAAUUACCUUUUUUUUAUGUUUCUUUGAAUGUACACUCGGCGACCCAUCAGUUGAGAAACACUGUAAGUCUUAUUAAAGGACUUUCUUUAUAUGUAUAUGCUAUUGGUAAAUACUUAGUUUCACAGUUCUGUGAAAACGUCUUUGUCCCUUGUCUGAAUUUCUGAGUUUGGACAAAUUAACAUUGUAAAUGGUCAGAUUUCAUAAUGGAUUGUUACAACAUAUUCACCUUAUUUUUAAUGUAAGAACAGGCACGGCCAUUUAUAACUUGACCUUGUGAGGCUUCACGUGUCAUUUGCUUCUUAUUAUUUUAGCUGUUCAAAACAGUCCAUUAUGCUGCUUAACAUUAUGAGCUGGUAUUACUGAUCACAUUAUUUGAAUGUAUUCUUGUAUAUUAUAAACAUGCUGGCUUGUAGCCUAAAUAAAUUUACAAUUUACUACACUUUGGCAUUGUUUGUUCUAAAAUAGAUAGGUAUAUUAUAUACAUAUAUUCCUCCAUUUAUGUAUAGGGCAUAUUUUAAUUUAAUUUCUCAUACAUUCACAGAAAAAUAGCCUGCUUCCAUGUUGCAAAAUUGCUAUUUCUAAGGCUCUAAGCCUCCACUGAACAACAGUUAGAGUCAUAAUAUUCAAAUGUUUACUGUUUGGAAUAGUUCAUCUUUUAUAAAUACUUUAAUAGUUAAGCUGAUGGUUAAUAGCUUAUCUUCCGAGGAGUGGUUGUCUUGCCACAAUUUUUCAAGAGCAAGGCGCACAAAUUAUUCUGGGGUCACCAAUAACUCUAGAGCAGCUUCUAAAGAUCUUCAAGGCUCUCUUGUCUGCAUUUCAUAGAAAUAACCGGUCAAAAACAGUUGUGCUAGCUCGAUGGUUUGGGAAUGUUUCGCUGUUUCAGUACCUGGACAUCUUGGCGUCAUUGAAAGAACUAUUAAAUCACAUCUGUACCAUAAAAUUAAUCAGGAGAAAGUAAAGCCUUCUGUUUUUAAAUUGAAGCUGAAGCCCAGCGGGGUUGUGUAUCAAAACAAUGAUCCCUAAAGAAAGCUGAACUUUUGAAAUGGUCUCGUCACAUUCCAGAAUUAAACUCCAGUGAAGUGUGGCUAAAGUGGCAGGAUCUAAAACGCACAGUUCACACUUCAACGCCUAAUGUCACUGAGCUGAAGCAGUUCUGCAAGCAGGAGUGGGCCAAAAUUCCUCCAUAUAAAUAACUACAGGAAUCAUUUGGUUGCAGUCAUUGCUGCUAAUGCAGGUGCAACCAGAUAUUAGUUACACCUCCAUUUGUGGCAUUAACUGCAAAUAGCUCGGAAUGUUUUAUAAUCUUGUGCAUUUUGAUCUUGUUGUGUUGUCGUUCAUGAAGGGUUUCGGUUAAAGAUCUGAUAACAUUCAUUUUAAAACACCGAAAAUCAGAUGGGGGUAAAAACUUUUUCACAGCACUGUUCUUGCAAGUUUUGUUUAUUUCUCCUGCACUUUAAAAUUUUCUUAUGAGGUGGCACAUGCUAUCUUCUCCAAUGCAAUAGAAGGAUCUUGAGAUAUUCCCUCUUACGUCAAUACCGGGGUCAAAUGGCUCUCCAGGAGCUUGAUGUUACAUAAUUUGAUGUUUAGGAAUUCAUCAGAAGAUAUCAUGUGUUGGCCUAGACCUUGCUCAGUGAUGUAUAGUCUGAGUAGAUACUUCAGCCAAUCAGAAGACAGAUCUCCCAAGGGUAAUAUUAAGUGGGAGGGAGGGCAUAGUACCCCCUUGGGACCUGACUGGGCAAUGAAGGGCUCAAAGGAACAAUGGCCACCAAGCAGUCACAUCUCGCAGAAGACCUGUCCUGCCCCAUCUGUGGAAGUAUCCUGCAAAAGCCCGUAGUGCUCUUUUGCAGACAUCGAUUCUGUAAAGUUUGUCUGGAGAGCCUGUGGAACGGUGGAGGAUCUUGCGAAUGCCCCCUUUGCUGUCAGCCAUCAUCUAUGGGGGAGCUCAUAGUCAAUACCAUGCUUGAGAAGACCUGCGAGGGCUUUCUGGAGCGCUGCAAGAAUGAUCCUCUUGCGUGCAAGGAGCACGGUGAGGCCUUGACACUCUUUUGUUUGGAGGACCUGGAACCCACUUGCAGCAAAUGCAAGUCAUCUGCCAAUCACCAGGGCCACAGGUUAUAUCCAUUAAAUGAAGCUUCACAUGACUGUAAGGAGGAACUGAAAAAUGCUUUGAAACCACUUCAGGAAAAACUGAAUCUCUUCCGGAAAGUGAAACUCACUUGUGAGCAAACAAUACAUCAUAUUAAGAGGCAGGCAGAGAACACGGAGAGGCACAUACGAGAGGAGUUUGAGGAGCUGCACCAGUUCCUGCGAGACGAGGAAGCAUCCAGACUUUCCAUGCUAAAGCAAGAGAAGGAUCAGAAAAGGCAGAUGAUGAGCGAUAAGAUUGAAGAUUUGGAGAAUGACAUCACUUCACUCAGCAACACCAUCAGAACUGUCGAACAGCAGAUGAGAUCUCAGGACAUCCCAUUCCUCAAGAAUUAUAAAGACACCGUAAAGAGAACCUGGCGUGUUCCCCAGGAUCCAGAGAUGAUAACUGGUUCACUGCUUGAUGUAGCCAAACAUCUAGGCUCAUUAAAGUUUAAAGUCUGGGAAAGAAUGAUGGAAAUCAUUCAAUACACUCCAGUGACUCUUGAUCCAAACACCGCGGCCAGCUGCUUUCUCCUGUCAGAGGACCUGACUACAAUACAGUGCUGCUCUCAGACCUUUAAACUCCCAGAAAACCCUGAGCGCUUCGAUAUAGGUGCAGAGGUGUUGGGCUACGAGAGCUUCAGCUCUGGGCGACACAGCUGGGACGUGGAGGUCAAAAACAACACCUACUGGGUCAUUGGAGUUGCGAGCGCAUCUGUCAGCCGGAAGGGAAAGCACGUGUUGACCCCUGCAGAGGGAUUCUGGACCAUUAGGCUACGAAACGGAGAGUAUAAAGCCUGUACUGCCCCAUGGUCCCCGCUCACUAUGACUAAGGAGCCACAGGUGGUGAGAGUCGUAUUGGACAUGAACAGGUCCAGGGUGACUUUCUACGACCCACGAGAGAGAACGCCUCUGUUCACCUACACGGACAUCAUCACUCCGAGAGCGUUCCCGUACUUCUGCAGCGCCUGUAAGGAACACCCAUUGAAAGUGUUGCCAGCUUGGAUCUCUAUCAAGACAGACUGA
Carassius auratus (goldfish) is the source of this 4175-nucleotide messenger RNA. Its product is annotated as zinc-binding protein A33-like. The transcript has 6 exons. Gene Ontology annotation, molecular function: protein binding; zinc ion binding. The coding region runs from base 2781 to 4175 and encodes 464 amino acids. NCBI's taxonomy places the organism in Eukaryota, Metazoa, Chordata, Actinopteri, Cypriniformes, Cyprinidae. The record is from RefSeq and is a predicted model, not a curated record.